Lagopus muta (rock ptarmigan) is the source of this 1796-nucleotide messenger RNA. RefSeq lists its product as uncharacterized. Lineage: Eukaryota; Metazoa; Chordata; Aves; Galliformes; Phasianidae. The transcript has 13 exons. The coding region runs from base 45 to 1325 and encodes 426 amino acids. The record is from RefSeq and is a predicted model, not a curated record.
CAGUUACAGGCCAACACGCAGCAGCACGGGUCAACAUCGUCAACAUGGAGCCUUGUGGGCUGACAGCAGGUCAUUGUGGGCCUACACAGGUCAACAUCAUCAACAUGGAGCCACGUACAGGUCAACAUCGUCAACAUGGAGCCAUGUACAGGUCAACAUCAUCAACAUGGAGCCAUGUACAGGUCAACAUCGUCAACGUGGAGCCAUGUACAGGUCAACAUCAUCAACAUGGAGCCACGUACAGGUCAACAUCAUCAACGUGGAGCCAUGUACAGGUCAAUAUCAUCAACAUGGAGCCACGUACAGGUCAAUGUGAUCAACAUGGAGCCAUGUAUAGGUCAACAUCAUCAACGUGGAGCCAUGUACAGGUCAACAUCAUCAACGUGGAGCCAUGUACAGGUCAACAUCAUCAACAUGGAGCCAUGUACAGGUCAACAUCGUCAACAUGGAGCCAUGUACAGGUCAACAUCAUCAACAUGGAGCCAUGUACAGGUCAACAUCAUCAACAUGGAGCCAUGUACAGGUCAACAUCAUCAACAUGGAGCCAUGUACAGGUCAACAUCGUCAACAUGGAGCCACGUACAGGUCAACAUCGUCAACAUGGAGCCAUGUACAGGUCAACAUCAUCAACAUGGAGCCAUGUACAGGUCAAUAUCGUCAACAUGGAGCCAUGUACAGGUCAACAUCAUCAACGUGGAGCCAUGUACAGGUCAAUAUCGUCAACGUGGAGCCAUGUACAGGUCAACAUCAUCAACGUGGAGCCACGUGGGCUGACAGCAGGUCAUUGUGGGCCUACACAGGCCAAGCGCCGGCUGGAGCUGGAGGCGGAGCUUCGUGACCUCAGCAACCAGGUGGCGGCGCUGGGGCGGAGCCUGGCGCACGAAAGGGGGCGGAGCCUGGCGGAGGGCGGGGCUUUGAGGGCCCUCGAAAUCGCGGUGGGCGGAGCCAAAGCAAGAGUGGGCGGAGCUUUCCGGGCCCGGGAUCGAGCAUGGGAGCGGCUGCGGCAGCAGCAGGAGGCCGGUCGCGGGUUGUGGGCGGAGCUUGAGGCGGCACGUGCGGCGCGGGAAGGGGCGGAGCUUCGGGCGCAGGAGGCGGAGUCACAAUGCCGGGAAAAGGAGGCGGAGCUGAAGAGGAUGCGGCAGGCAGUGGCUGCAGCCCAGCAUGCCCCGGCGGCAGGCAGAACAGGAGCGGGACGACGCCUCCACCCGCGUGCCCCUCCCACCCCCAACCACGGGGGACCUCGACCCUGUGGGGCUGCAGGCAGCGCUGGUGGAACUGAGGGGGCACAACUGGGAGCUGCGGCAGCGCCUGCACCAAAGGCUUGAGGAGGCUGAGGAGCUGCAGCGGGCGCUGCUGGCUGCCAAGGCGAGGAGCAGAGCGGCGGCGGAGGCGAAGGCGCAGCUGGAAAGGGAGCGGAAGGGGCUGCAGGGGAGGCUGCAGCACCCAUGGGUGCCCCCGCACCCAGCCGAAGGCACCCUGAGCGCCCGCUGCCGCCACCUGCAGGAGGCGCUGCGCCAAGAGGAGGGGGCGCGGGCGGCUCUCGGCCGGGCGGCUCGGGGGGCGGCGCGGCGCCUGCGGGGGCUGCAGGCGGAGCUGGAGGAGCAGCGGCUGCGGGGGGAGCGGCACCGGCUGCAGGCAGAAGCAAUCGAUGCCGCAUGCCGCGCGGCGCAGGAUCAGCUGGCGGUGGUGACAUUGGGGACGUCGCGAGCCAGGCUCAGGCUCAGAUCCUCCGCGGGGCCCUGGAUGAAAUCGGGGACGGCGCCGCAGCCACCGCCUGCCACGUGGCUGCACUGCGG